Molecule: messenger RNA, 941 nt
Organism: Glycine soja
Lineage: Eukaryota; Viridiplantae; Streptophyta; Magnoliopsida; Fabales; Fabaceae
Product: ribonuclease 1-like
Exons: 4
Coding region: 109-792 (227 amino acids)
Biological process (GO): RNA catabolic process
Cellular component (GO): extracellular region
Molecular function (GO): ribonuclease T2 activity; RNA binding
Source: RefSeq, a predicted model, not a curated record
CCCUAUACCAUUCCAUAAUUGUGGCAUCCACUCAAAGUUAAAACCACAAAAAUCACACUCCUUAAUUAUCCCGUCAAUUCCUCCCUUUGAGAAGAAAAGAGAGGCCAAAUGGAGUUUAAGGGAUCCGUUUUUAUUAAGCUUCUGCUGCUGCUACACUUCUUCUCGGUUCUAUGUGCUUCUCAGGACUUUGAUUUCUUCUACUUUGUUCAGCAGUGGCCAGGAUCAUAUUGUGACACACAGAAGAGUUGUUGCUACCCCACAAAAGGGAAGCCUGCUGCAGAUUUUGGCAUUCAUGGUCUGUGGCCUAAUUACAAUGAUGGCAAAUACCCAUCUAACUGUGAUCCUAACAACCCUUUCGAUCCAUCUGGGAUUUCUGAUCUCACUAGUAGUUUAGAAAGUAAUUGGCCCACACUGGCAUGCCCAAGUGGGGAUGGGAUAGAAUUCUGGACCCAUGAAUGGGACAAACAUGGCACUUGUUCAGAGUCAGUCCUUAAGCAACACGAUUAUUUUGAAGCAGCUCUCAACCUUAAACAAAAAGCCAACCUCCUCCAAGCUCUUACAAGUGCAGGGAUACAAGCAGAUGGACAAUCCUACAGCUUGAGCGAAAUCAAAGGGGCUAUAGAGGGUGCAAUUGGGUUUACUCCAUUCAUUGAGUGCAAUGUGGACUCAUCAGGAAACAGCCAGCUAUACCAAGUUUACUUGUGUGUGAACACUUCUGGGUCAGACUUCAUUGAAUGCCCUGUGUUCCCUAGGGGCAAAUGUGGCUCAGACAUUGAGUUCCCAUCUUUUUAGUUUCUAAGACAAUGUUUAUACCAAGUUAAUAAUUUACUGAUAUUUGAAUGUGUGAUGUUGUUGUCCUUUUCAUAUCCAAUAGUAGUGAUCAACUGAAAGUGCUUAAUUCAAUAAAAUGGUGUAUACAAUUAUAGCCAACAGUUGUGCAA